AUCCUGUGCAAGCCAUCCCUGCCAACUGGGCCUGCUGUCACUCUAGGCCCAGCCAGGAGACCUCCCAACACCCGGGGACCUGCCCACCUCUUGCUGUGGCAGGGCCAUGGGGCCUGAGCGCCACCACCGCAGCCUAGCACUCCUGCUCCUGCUGCUCCUCCCUACAGCGUGCCUGGGAGCUGCGGGCAGGCUGGCUCACAAGCUGUUCCGGGACCUCUUUGCCAACUACACGAGUGCCUUGAGACCCGUGGCAGACACAGACCAGACUCUGAACGUGACUCUUGAGGUGACACUGUCUCAGAUCAUCGACAUGGACGAGCGGAACCAGGUGCUGACCCUGUACCUAUGGAUCCGGCAGGAGUGGACAGACGCCUACCUACGCUGGGACCCGGAUGCCUACGGUGGCCUGGACACCAUCCGCAUCCCCAGCAGUCUCGUGUGGCGACCGGACAUCGUCCUCUAUAACAAGGCAGACGCGCAGCAGCCGGCGUCAGCCAGCACCAACGUGGUGCUGCGGCACGACGGCGCCGUGCGCUGGGACGCGCCGGCCAUCACGCGCAGCUCGUGCCGUGUGGACGUGGCCGCCUUCCCGUUCGACGCGCAGCGCUGCGGCCUGACGUUCGGCUCGUGGACGCACGGCGGCCACCAGCUGGACGUGCGGCCGCGCGGCGCCGCCGCCAGCCUGGCUGACUUUGUGGAGAACGUCGAGUGGCGCGUGCUGGGCAUGCCGGCGCGGCGGCGCGUGCUCACCUACGGCUGCUGCUCCGAGCCCUACCCGGACGUGACCUUCACGCUGCUGCUGCGCCGCCGGGCCGCCGCCUACGUGUGCAACCUACUGCUGCCCUGCGUGCUCAUUUCACUGCUGGCGCCGCUCGCCUUCCACCUGCCCGCAGACUCGGGCGAGAAGGUGUCCCUGGGCGUCACAGUGCUGCUGGCACUCACCGUCUUUCAGCUCAUCCUGGCCGAGAGUAUGCCCCCGGCUGAGAGUGUGCCGCUCAUCGGCAAGUACUACAUGGCCACUAUGACCAUGGUCACCUUCUCCACGGCGCUCACCAUCCUCAUCAUGAACCUGCAUUACUGCGGGCCCAGUGCCCGCCCAGUGCCAGCCUGGGCGCGAGUCCUCCUCCUAGGACAUCUGGCACGAGGCCUGUGUGUGCGGGAACGAGGGGAACCCUGUGGGAAAUCCAGGACACCAGAGUCACCCCCGAGUCCCCGGCCACCUGAAAGAGGGGCCGGCCCCCUGGCAGGCCCUUGCCGGGAGCCACGGUGUCUGUGCCGCCAGGAAGCCCUGCUGAACCAUGUGUCCACAAUUGCCAGCACGUUCCGCAGCCAUCGGGCUGCCCAGCGGCGCCGCGAGGACUGGAAGCGCCUGGCCCGUGUGAUGGACCGCUUCUUCCUGGGCAUCUUCUUCUGCAUGGCCUUGGUCAUGAGCCUCUUGGUGCUGGUGCAGGCCCUGUGAAGGCUAGGGGGUGGGGCUGGCCAGGGAUGGGGCCUGCCUGCAACUGCAGCCCCUCCAGACAGUGUGGAGG
Ochotona princeps (American pika) is the source of this 1529-nucleotide messenger RNA. It is a transcript of the gene CHRNA10, whose product is annotated as cholinergic receptor nicotinic alpha 10 subunit. NCBI's taxonomy places the organism in Eukaryota, Metazoa, Chordata, Mammalia, Lagomorpha, Ochotonidae. The transcript is spliced from 5 exons. Gene Ontology annotation, biological process: signal transduction; regulation of membrane potential; chemical synaptic transmission. The record is from RefSeq and is a predicted model, not a curated record. The coding region runs from base 107 to 1459 and encodes 450 amino acids. Gene Ontology annotation, molecular function: acetylcholine-gated monoatomic cation-selective channel activity; transmembrane signaling receptor activity. Gene Ontology annotation, cellular component: synapse; postsynaptic membrane; neuron projection.